GCUGUGCUGGCGAGCGCACCGCGGCAGAAGCGACAGCGACGGAUGCAUGGCGCAUUAAGAUGGCACACACCUGGGCUCACUUCACAGCGCUCUUUCUGUUUCUCGCCCAGCGAGGUGAUGCAGGUGAGCUGGGGCCUUUCAUCUCCCCCCGUGGACCUCACCUGGUGGUUCCCAAAGGCAGCCCCAUCAGCCUGCGUUGUCAUGAUGACUCCCGUGUGAAGUGGCAGCGUGAGAAUCGGCGGCGUGUGGAUGGGGAGGUGCAGGAGUUUGGCUCGGCCAUCAUCUCAAUCCCCACAGCACAGGCCCAACACAUGGGCCGAUACCUCUGCACAAACGAGAGGGGCGCACAGAGCGUCAUCUACAUCUUCGUGAAAGAUCACCACAACGCUUUCCAGAGGUCAGUGGUGCGGAACAUCUUGGUGAAAUCGGGCCACAGUGCUGUGGUGCCGUGCCUGGCCACAGAUCCUGCUCUCAGGAACCUCACCCUGCACACCUGCGAUGGCCACGCCCUUCUUGCAGCUCUGAGCUUCAGCUCCAGUGUGGAGAAAGGCAUCACCAUCCUCAACGUCCAGAAAGCACAGGAGGGUUGCUACACCUGCACUGGGCAGCUGGGUGGGAAAACGGUGAUGUCCAGCCAGUACCAGCUGAUUGUGAGCCCAGUUCCAGAGUCCAUUCCCAGUGUCAGCCUUUCUGAAAAAGAGAUGGUAAUUCUUACGGAAAACCAGAAGUUUGAAGUGAUGUGCAGCUCCACCAAUGUGAACAAUGACUUCCGUUUGGAGUGGAAGUCUCCCCUGAAAGUGCAAGCCUCAGUCAGUAACUCGUCCAGUUCCCUGCCGGGCUCGGGGGGGUUCCUGCACCGCGCGGUUCUGUCCGUCCCCUCUGUGCGGAUGCAGCACUCGGGCCGGUACACCUGCACUGCUCUGAAUGAGGUGGGCGUGGCCACAGCAUCAGUCCAGCUGGAUGUUCAAGAGAGGGGUUUCAUUAACCUGACAGAGGCGGGGAACAGCACGGUGCAUGUGCGUGCAGGAGAGACCCUCUCCCUGCGCCUGGCUCUGUGGGCCUACCCCAGACCCCACACUCUGUCCUGGGAGUACAUGGGCCACGCCCUGCAGAACACCUCCGACCACAUCAUCACCUCCCAGCACUUGGGCUACAGGUCCAUCAGUGUGCUUAGCCUGGUGCGAAUUAAAGGGACAGAGAGCGGAAUCUACACCUUCCACGCCAAAAACGCUGACGUGUCUGUCAGCCGAUCAUUUACCAUCCAUGUGAUCAGUAAACCUGAGAUCAUCUCUCAGGAAGGUCCCAUCGAUGGCCAGGUGCGCUGCAUUGCUGCAGGGUUCCCCACCCCAGAGAUCACCUGGUUUUACUGUGAGCUGCCUCAUACAAGGUGCUCCCAUCAACUGAACUCCACUCAGGAGCAGCAGGUCAGCACAGUGACGGUGUCCAGCCCAGAAUUUGGGAGAAGGAUGGUGGAGAGUCAUGUAAACAUCAGCAGAGGGCAUUUCCACACACUGGAGUGUGUGGCCACAGUGGAGGGAGAAGAGGCCUUCUCUUUGUUCUCUGUAGGGGAGCGCAUGGUUCCUCAUAAGCUGUUCACUCCGCUUCUGGUUGGAUUUGUUUCGGCUGCUGCCCUGCUGAGUGUCGGUGUACUGGUGUUGCUCCACAGGUACCUGCAGAAGCCCAAAUACCAGAUCCACUGGAAGGUGAUUGAAGGUAUUCAUGGCAAUAGUUAUGUGUAUAUUGACCCCACUCAGCUACCCUAUGACCCAAAAUGGGAGUUUCCCCGGGACAACCUCCGCUUUGGGAAAACUCUGGGCUCAGGAGCGUUUGGGAAGGUGGUGGAGGCCACAGCCUAUGGAAUGAUGGAAGCUGACACAGUGAUGACAGUUGCUGUGAAAAUGCUCAAACCCAGCGCUCAUGCGACAGAGAAGGAGGCCUUGAUGUCAGAGCUCAAGGUGCUCAGUUACCUGGGGCAUCACAUGAACAUCGUCAACCUGCUGGGAGCCUGCACAGUGGGAGGCCCUACUUUAGUGAUCACAGAGUAUUGCUGUUUUGGUGACCUGUUAAACUUCCUGAGAAGAAAUCGAGAUGCGUUUCUGUGCUUGGAGAUGGAAGAAAGCUCUUACAGAAACAUCAGGCCUCCAACAGUGGCAGCAGGUGACAUCAACAGGAAUGGCUACCUGACCAUGAGGCCCGCCCCCUCUGCCUCCACUGCACAGGCCUGUCUCCAGCCAGGCUCUUUCGGUGAUAAAGACAUGGCUGAGGACACCACGUCUUUGCAUAUGGAGGAUCUCCUGAGCUUCUCCUACCAAGUGGCAAAGGGAAUGGACUUCCUGGCCUCCAGAAAUUGUAUUCACAGAGAUCUGGCAGCCAGAAACGUCCUCCUCACAAAAGGACGAGUGGCUAAGAUCUGCGACUUCGGCCUCGCCCGAGACAUCACCACUGACUCCAACUAUGUUGUUAAAGGCAAUGCACGGCUUCCUGUGAAGUGGAUGUCUCCGGAGAGCAUCUUUGAGUGUGUGUACACGCUGGAGAGUGACGUCUGGUCCUAUGGCAUCCUGCUGUGGGAGAUCUUCUCUCUGGGCAGCAGCCCCUACCCGGGAAUGCCUGUGAGCUCUGUGUUCUACAAGAGAAUCAGAGAAGGCUACAGGAUGAGGGAACCCGAGUUUGCUCCCAGUGAAAUGUAUGAGGUGAUGAAGUCCUGCUGGGAAGCAGACCCUCUGAAGAGACCCUCCUUCAGGAAGAUUGUGGAGAAGCUGGAGGUGCAGCUGCUGGAUCGCACUAAACGUAUAUAUAUGAACAUCAACAGCAGUUCUUUUCCAUGUGACCAGCAGCAGGUGCACUUCCCACGUCUGAACUCAGGGGGCAGCAUCACACAGCCCCUCCUGCAGGACAAGAAUGACGUAUUCCUGGAGUGUGAGACCUGACCUGUCCCUGACCACCCCCCUCCACACACACACACACACACACACACACA
This is a messenger RNA of Megalops cyprinoides (Indo-Pacific tarpon), 2977 nucleotides long. RefSeq names its product mast/stem cell growth factor receptor kita-like. The transcript has 21 exons. Bases 60 to 2927 code for a protein of 955 amino acids. Gene Ontology annotation, molecular function: ATP binding; transmembrane receptor protein tyrosine kinase activity; cytokine binding. The record is from RefSeq and is a predicted model, not a curated record. Gene Ontology annotation, biological process: B cell differentiation; positive regulation of cell migration; Kit signaling pathway. NCBI's taxonomy places the organism in Eukaryota, Metazoa, Chordata, Actinopteri, Elopiformes, Megalopidae. Gene Ontology annotation, cellular component: signaling receptor complex.